GUCAAGUUCACUCUGGGCCCCGCCCCCAGCCUAGGUCAAGGCGAGUAACCCGGGUUGAGCGUUAGGUCCACGGUCUCUGUUGACCCCCCGAGAUUCUCCGGGUGCCGCUGUGGAACCCAGCGACGCGCAGGCAGGGUGGCCGCUGCGGUGGAUGUGGAUGUAUGUGACAGCAUGAAGAACCGAAUCCCUGUGGUGCUCCUGGCCUGUGGCUCCUUCAACCCCAUUACAAACAUGCACCUGCGCUUGUUUGAGGUAGCCAGAGACCACCUGCACCAGACAGGACUGUACCAGGUGGUCGAGGGCAUCAUCUCACCUGUCAAUGACAGCUAUGGAAAAAAAGACCUGGUGGCCUCCCAUCACCGAGUAGCCAUGGCCCGGCUGGCCCUGCAGACAUCUGACUGGAUUCGGGUGGACCCGUGGGAGAGCGAGCAGGCCCAGUGGACAGAAACAGUGAAGGUGCUGAGGCACCAUCACAGCGAGCUGCUCAAAUCCUCAGCCCAGAUGGAAGACCCAGACCCCAGCAAAACACCAUCAGCCUCCGCAGAUUCCUGUAACUUCCCUGGGAUCCGCCCUUGUUCUGCUGCAGGCCCCGAACUGAAACUCCUCUGUGGGGCGGAUGUCCUGAAGACCUUCCACACCCCCAACCUCUGGAAAGACGAGCACAUCCAGGAGAUAGUGGAGAAGUUUGGCUUGGUGUGUGUGAGCCGGCGCGGGCACGACCCGAAAGGGUACAUCUUGGACUCUCCCAUCCUCCGACAGUUCCAGCACAACAUUCACCUGGCCAGGGAGCCCAUUCAGAACGAGAUCAGUGCCACAUUUGUGAGGAAAGCCUUGGCCCAAGGGCAGAGCGUGAAGUACCUCCUCCCUGAUGCCGUCAUCACCUACAUCAGGGAGCAUGGUCUCUACAGCUGUGGCAGUCCCUGGAAAGGAAAAGGAAACACUAGCUAGAGGGCCUCCUGAAGAAUGGGCAGUCAAGGGCUUUGUUUGGCUUUGGGGUCCGUGUUUCCCUUUCUGUUUGUUUUGUUUCUACCAUGGUGAUGCCAUGGGUGACUUCCUGCUGCAGGGAGAGAUUUUUUCUGUCUCUGGGACAGAGCAACUAAAUGGCUUGGCAGGUCUUCGGAUUAGGCAAAACCCCUCUACCUUUGAGGAGACCUGCUUACUUGGUGCACACUGAUGCUAUUCUGAACACGGCAGCCCCUGAGGGGUUGGAUCACAGUUGCCCUCUGCAUUUAAGAAAAACUCAGACCAGGUGCAGCAUGGUGGUCUUGACUGGCAGGAUUUGACAGGGUGCUAAUUACUGAACAGGGGGCCUUUGCAACAUCCUUCUUUCAAACAGAAUAAUACCAAGUGAGGCUUCAGAAAUCUGGAAACGGUGCAUCAUUGAUUUCCAGUGUAGACUCUCUUACCAACCAUGGCCUGUCUGCCUUUCUGUCUGCCUGUGGUGUAGCAUAAAAAAUUUUUGACCACAUUGUUUCUAUUUUGUAGCCAAGCAAUAUGUGUAAGAUUGUGUGUGUGUGUGUGUGUGUGUGUGUGUGUGUGUGUGUGUGUGUGUGUGUGAAUAUGAGGAGAAGUCAGAAGGACCUCAGAGUUCCUGAAGAUGGAGUUAUAGGCACUUGUGAGUCACUUGAUGUGGAUGCUGGGAACCAGUCUUAUGGAAGAGCAGCAAAGGCUCUUAACCACUGAGCCAUCUCUCCAACCCCUCAAGCAAUAUUUUUGAUACAGCAAGUAUUUUUACACUGCUAUCCUCUAAACACUAGGGUUCCCGAUAUCCUGAUUUCUAAAGAGGAACUGAAGUAAAGCAGAUGCCUAGCUGUUUUAGAAGCUCUUUUGAAUGUUUUAUGACUGCCUGACUGUUUGAAU
Molecule: messenger RNA, 1860 nt
Organism: Microtus ochrogaster (prairie vole)
Lineage: Eukaryota; Metazoa; Chordata; Mammalia; Rodentia; Cricetidae
Gene: Nmnat3
Product: nicotinamide nucleotide adenylyltransferase 3
Biological process (GO): NAD+ biosynthetic process
Cellular component (GO): mitochondrion
Molecular function (GO): nicotinamide-nucleotide adenylyltransferase activity; nicotinate-nucleotide adenylyltransferase activity
Source: RefSeq, a predicted model, not a curated record